Messenger RNA from Necator americanus (New World hookworm), 2214 nucleotides. RefSeq lists its product as uncharacterized. The coding region runs from base 1 to 2214 and encodes 737 amino acids. NCBI's taxonomy places the organism in Eukaryota, Metazoa, Nematoda, Chromadorea, Rhabditida, Ancylostomatidae. Gene Ontology annotation, biological process: anatomical structure morphogenesis. The record is from RefSeq and is a predicted model, not a curated record. The transcript has 21 exons. Gene Ontology annotation, cellular component: cytosol.
AUGGUGUAUCAGGUGGUACUUUUAUCGAACGUUGGCUUUUACCUGGGAAAAAUGCUGGCUGAGAAUAAAAACACUACAGCAGUAAUAGGAACACUUAUGGCGUUGGCGACGAAACGAGUGCGAGACACUGGCAGACAGUUAGCAGGAAGUGAAUGCGCCGAACGUCUGCUGGAGUUGUUCUUUUCCGAUGAGGUUCGUGGAGCAAAGGAACUGCUCGUACUACUAUGUGAGGGUUCAACGGACAUGAGAGACAGGAUGGGAGAGGCUCGUGCUAUCCAAAGAGUUGUUGAAUCAGCCGACAACAGUGCGCCCAACUGUAAACUAGUGGCUGCCUUUGCGCAGGAAGCAUGGGGUCGUGCCGCACUUCGAGAGUCUGGUGCUCUGGAUUUCCUCAUCUCGCGACUAGCGUCAACUCCUUCAAACUCCAAUGAUCGCCUGGCGAUUGUCCAACCCCUUCGUCAUUUCGUUCAUGACACAAAUGGAAUGGCAUUCUUGGCUCGGAAUCGGGUAUUUGUAGACACCGUCGUAAAAGAUGUGACAGAAUUCAUUGCUGAAUACAAGGUAGUUUGUGAGCCGGAAACUAUUUCCGACGAGGAUGAAUUUCGCUCUGAUAGUCCGCUGCUGAUGGAGAUCGAGUCGACUUUACAGAAGAAGAGUGAUUUUGUCGAAGAUGGAGAUUCACGUGAUUCACGACUUCAUAAGGACUACUCCUCUCUCUGGGCGUACUCGACACCUUCCCCAAAUCGUUCUUCCUUCAGCUCUCCGAUGUAUAGUCCUCUCUCCAGUGGUGCAGGAAGUCCUGUAUCAGCAUCUAGCAGUAGCCCGUUCGCGAGUCCAUUCUCCCGUCAAAGAACAGCCAGCGAAUCAACAUCAGAAGUACCAGAUUUGGAUUCUUCUUUAGGAAAUUCAGAAGCUCGGCAAAAGCGUACGACGCGCUGUGGUAGCGGACUUGCGGAGAAGUGGUGGAUACACAUAAUCGAGAGCGAGCUUUGGUUACUCACUUGGCAGGCGCAGGAAGAUGCUAACUUGCCCUACCUUUGCAGAGACGACGUUGUGAACGCCGUCUUAUCCUACCUAGCUCUCGCCCCUUCACCUGACUAUCGAAUAGGAAGAGUACUCCGUCGCCUGGCUUGCUCACGUCCUUCUAUUGACUCUUUGCUUUCGAUGCAAUUUCACACAAGAGUACUUCAUACCCUGUGCAUGGCGCCCUGUAGAGUAGUUCGUUAUGCGAAACGCUGUGGUCGCUGUGAAAGAGCUGCUGAGUUUGGAAGGGAAAUACUAAGAGAAUUCGCCGGCCAUGUGGAUAGCGACUUCGGAAAUUCCUUCCUUAUCAAACGACUCUCCAACGAGGAUUUUACAACACGUGUGGUUGCUGCCAUAGCUAAGGUGGCUUUAAUUAGGGAUCGUUUUCGGCUUGGACGAAUAUCAUCUGGUUUUCUACCAGCUCUUGAUCUACUUUUCGAAUCCUUACAUUCACUUCUUGUUAGGGAUGAUUUUCUGGAAAUUUGUGACGAAUCUACUUACUCUGACGGACCACCAUUAUGUGCUCAGAUAGUGGGUGCCAUUUCUACUCUCGUUGCGCCGCAACGACUACGAGAAGUUUUGGAUAUAGACAGCCCAGUUCGCCCACGAGAGCGCGGCGAGUGUAUAGUUGAAAAAUGUGAAGAUACUCAAAUGGAGAUGCUAACAUUUGAAAACCAAGAUGGAGAGCUUCUCGCUCAUGUUCCCAUGGAUGCUGUAUGCGAGAGUAGUCAGUACUUCAAGGGCAUGUUCACUUCGGAUCUGCAGGAAAAAUCUACCAAACGAAGAAUUUUCGUAUUCUCUGCUGAAGAGGAACAAUGCUGUGCUGAAGAUUUCAUUCGCUUCUUGCAUCAUAUUUCUGGAUGUCGAGCUCAAUGUUCCUCCAUUCAAUCGGCGCAGACAUGUGUGGCUCUGAUUAAAUUGUCCGAUCGCUACCUUUGCUCUUCAUUGUCGGAGUACGUGAGUAGCCCGCAUGGUCCAGCUCGUCGACUUUUGAACGGCGAGACACUUCCUGAUUUUCUUCCUGGUGUGCUAACAGCUCAAACUCAUGAAAGGCUAGUCGCGAUGUGUCUUCUCACGUUGAUACGAUAUUGCUCCAGUUCUCAGAUUAUCGCUGCUCUGCGACCAGUGUCCCAAUCCUCUUUAUUGGUGGACUUACUCACUGAACACAUGAAGGCUAUGACAUCAGUGUGA